Molecule: messenger RNA, 918 nt
Organism: Camarhynchus parvulus
Lineage: Eukaryota; Metazoa; Chordata; Aves; Passeriformes; Thraupidae
Product: proteasome subunit beta type-5-like
Exons: 4
Coding region: 25-813 (262 amino acids)
Cellular component (GO): proteasome core complex
Source: RefSeq, a predicted model, not a curated record
UCCCCUGAGGCGCCAGAAUCCAAGAUGGCGCUCGCCAGCGUCCUCCGUGCGGAGCUCCCGGAAUUUUUUCCCAAAUCUUUUUCCAAAUCAUUUCCCAAAAAUUGUCCCGAGGAUUCCGAGGAGAUUCCCGAAAUUUUGAGGGAUUUUUCCGGCCCUCCGCGGGUUCUGGCGGCUCCUCCUUGCGGCGUUCAGGCGGAGCCGGAGGGACCCGGCUUUCAGAUUCUUCACGGCACCACAACUUUGGCUUUUAAGCCUUCUUCGGCGUGUACGGUGGCCGUGGACUCAGCGCCGCACGCCGGCUCCCAUAUCGCCCUCCCCCAGUCCGUGCUCAAGGUGCUGCCCAUCAACCCGCGCAUCCUGGGCACCAUGGCGGGCGGCGCCGCCGACUGCAGCUUCUGGCAGCGCCUGGUGGCGCGCCAGUGCCGCGUGCAGGAGCUGCGCAACAAGGAGCCCGUCUCCGUGGCGGCCGCCUCCAAGCUGCUGGCCAACCUGGUGUACCAGUACAAGGGCAUGGGGCUGAGCCUGGGCACCAUGGUGUGCGGCUGGGACAAGCGCCGUCCAGGCCUGUACUACGUGGGACAGCGGGUAGGGGCAGCCUACGUGGCGUGCUGGACCGCGGUUGCGUGGGCGGCGGGCGGCGGUGGUAGCGAAGGCGGCGGCGUGGCGAAUGGCGGCGCCAAGGGGCCAUCUACCAGCACGCCGGCGACGCUUACCCUCGGGGUGACGGUGAGGGUGUUCCACGUCGGGGAGAGCGGCUGGAGGGAAAUCUCGGCCGAUAACGUCAGCGAGCUGCAGGAGCUCUACGGGGAGUGAGGCGAAAAAAUGUGAGUUUUGGUGAAUAAAGUGCAAAAAAAUCCGAUUUCUUGGUGCUUUCUUUGGUGAUUUCUUGGGAUUUUUUGGGGAGUUUUUAGAGGGUUC